AUGUCAUUCAUAACAGAUCUUUGGACUUCAAUCUUUACAGCUGGUACAACCCCAACGUUGAUUAUUGCUACACAUGGUACUUUUGCCCUAUUGGUUUUAACUUUAACAGUUUUUGUAUUUUUAUCAAGAUCAAUACAUUUAAUAAACUUAUUAGUAAUUUCAAUUUUAUUAUGGGCUACUUUAACGUGGUUCAUUGCAGAGCUUGAUAAAGCUAAAGAUGAAGUUAAGAAUAAUGACCAGUUAGAAGCUGAAAAUGUUGACUCUUCAAAAGAAACAAAAACUACAACUUCUUCAUCAAAUACAAAUUCUACUUCCACAUCAACUUCAAAAUUUUCAAAGCCAGUUCAAAGAAGAUCGAAAAAGAUAUAA
Messenger RNA from Hansenula ciferrii, 369 nucleotides. It is a transcript of the gene PKR1, whose product is annotated as Pkr1p. NCBI's taxonomy places the organism in Eukaryota, Fungi, Ascomycota, Saccharomycetes, Phaffomycetales, Wickerhamomycetaceae. The record is from RefSeq and is a predicted model, not a curated record. The transcript has a single exon. Gene Ontology annotation, cellular component: endoplasmic reticulum membrane. Bases 1 to 369 code for a protein of 122 amino acids. Gene Ontology annotation, biological process: vacuolar proton-transporting V-type ATPase complex assembly.